CGCCGCGCGCCACAACGACCGUCGGAUCUAGCCGUUGAGUUUUUCCACUUGUUACCGUAUCGCACCCACGUCCAUACUGUACUCUUCUCCUCUACCCCACCGUUUGAUUUUUUUUCCUUUCCAUUUGUUUCGUUCGCUACUCUGGACCGUGAACGUGCGUCCGAUUUGUCUGCACAAGUUCGAUCACACAACCCGCGUUCUCGUCAAAUUCUCAAAUCUCCAGGAUUGUGAUCUGUGAUCCAGUGCCUGCGGCUGUCGACUGAUCCUGAUCUAGUGUUCUGAGAAAUGAAUGCGUUGGUUACAGUGUGAAAUCAAAUGUUAUUACCAACGAAACGCAACCUAACGUAACGGAGAAAUGUAACAAAAAUGAAAAUAUUCAUCAACAUAGUAUUUUGUGAGUGAAGGAAAAAUCGAAAAGUGAGACACGUAUUUUCACGUAUGUUUCUUGAGGGAAGAAAUUGUUCCCUUGGUUUUUUGGUUCAAAUGUGACGUCUUGGUUCGCCUCUACGUGUUUUCCGUGGAUAAGCUGAUAAAGCAUUUACAUCCAACCUCAACAGCAUCUGUUUACGUGACCAGUGUAACUAGUUGACUUAACCCAAGCUCGUGAACAAGUUCUCGUUUUCACGGAACGUUCUCUAUGGAUCGUCUAGUAAUCGCAACGGGGAAUUUUCAAAGGAUGUUGCAGAUUCUACAUUACUACUGAAGCUUCGAGGGAACGCGCGCUGUAACCUGGAUUAGGUGCACUUGGAAACUCUGGUGCACCAUAUUUUUGUCGAAUUUUCAUUUCAUCGAGUAUUCACAUUGCCCUCUCGUGUGAAAAAGACGCGUUCGCCCGUGAACGAUCAGCCGUGAAUCGAAAGCCUGGAUUAAUUCGCGGCUGAAUGGGAUCGCCGGUGCAUCGACCUCUCUUCGAGUAUAAUACCUGUUGUCCGAAUUUUACUAGUUUUUUUUCACUCAUCUUUUUUUCUUUGCUCUUUACCUGGCUCUUUCGCGAGAAGCUCAAGUGAAAAGUGAAUGACGUUCAACUUUCGUCGACCGUCCUCGAUCUUGGGAUAAUAAUGUUCGGCGGCAGACGGUCGGUUGCUUUGUUCGGCGCGAUGAUUCGCCUGUUUCCUGUUUGAUGAAUCUCUACGGACUUCAAAGCAGGCCAGCGUAAGAAAGGGACGCUUCUGAAGCCCCGUAAUAGAAUUCAAUGUAAGAAAGAGGAAAAAGCGUGGGAUCGACAAGGUCUGGUUAUUCGGAUAAAAGAAAUCCCGGACACUUAUCGAACCUUCCCGUCCAGUAACUUCGACGUGGAGCUAAAGCUUCUUGGAAACGGUUUGUAGCGUUCAGUGAAACCACGUUAUCAUCGAGAAUCAAGAUCCAACUCUGUGUACCCGAAAGGAGCCGAUUCAGCCGUGCGUAGCAAGUGAAACGAACACGCUGGCCGGAAGUGCCGCCUCAAUGGGAGCGGGUCCUCGUUCCAGAGGGCUGCAUUCGGAAAGACGUCAGCCUCGCGCAGUUCGAUGGACCACAGAGAAUCGCGGCGAGAAAACAGACGCAGAAGUUGAAACGGCUGGGAGACACGAACGGUGUUGGCCAGCCCAGCUCGUUGCAACUUGCUCCGCAGCGAUAGGGCAAAUGGAAAAGUUGGUGAAUGGAGCAACGACGAUACUUCUCCCGGCUUGCUUGCUAAAAACUUUCACGAGAGUGUUCCAUAGUCAGCGUGGAUCACGAACGAAUCUUUUCUACUUUUCUAAGUGUGUCGUUCAUCGGGACCAACAGUAACUGGCAGUAUGUCCAUAAGCUGGCUUCAUUAGCCGUAAUCAUUUACCAGGAAACGACAAAGUGACUCGUGCAGUAUCACUGACUGCGAUCGAGGUUUCAUUGGCCAUUAAUGUUAAUCACAAAGUAUCACGCGGAUACGUCGUCCUCGACUGGCCUAACAAUUUUUUUGCUACGUCGUUGAAAUGUUAACGAACGCGGUGUGAUCGUGGGAAAUUAAAACAUACGAGAAGAAACAUUCUGAAGAAAUCUGGAUAUUCCUGAAGUCGUCGAUCGUUACGUUCCCAACAAUCGUGCCUUCCAUUUUGUCAUGUAGCCUCGAGAAUGUUGAAUCACUGUAUGGAAACGAGUGUCUGAAAAAUUCUAUGAAUUUUUUUUUGUUCGUCCUAUCGGCGUAAAGCGCAACUGUAGCAACGGCGCGUUCUUUGGUAGUUCGUAAUUCGCAGUUCGCACGUUCCGAACUUGCCGCCAAAAUCAUAAUCCUGACGAAUGUCGCGCGUUCCCACUGUCAGUGAAAGAUGUGGAAAGCAGCCGGAGGAUUUGACACACGGGAUCUCCGAUUUGAACGAAUUCGAGGAAUGACCGUGUUCGCACUUGCUGAAGCGACCGGUUAGGAAUCGAAUCGAUGAAGCACAUCAGCCAGCUUGUUGAAAUGGAGGUGAAGUAGGAUUACUUCAAUACUUGGGUAAUCCAAAGAAGAAUGGAGGUAGAUCGACGAAGAAUUUAUGGCGGAUAGGUUCCAUUAACGGCGAGACAAAUCUCGAUGCGAGCGCAACUGUGACGAACUAAAAAUUGGAAUCGAACGAUCGGUUGUAUAGGCGGAGGAAUUCAUGCCUGAAGAAGGAACCAGCGGGGAGGUUCCUUUCGAAAAGGAACGAAGUAAGAAACAUAAAUUCUGAUAAUAUUGUUAUCUAAAUUCACAAGAAAUGACGUGAAAAGCGUGAUGUCAAUGAUGUAAAAAAUAUUUCAAAUUUGAGAACAUAUACAAACAAAAUCUUUAUUAAACACAAAUCCACAAAGUAUAAUCGAGGGAACAAAAUAGCUGAAAAGAAAACCAAACUGCCUAGCUAAAACUUUCCAAACUUAAUUAAAUUUUCUGAACAACAUUACUCAAAAAAACAACCUUGCGUGUCUUUAAAACGAACUUCCAAAUAAAAAUCCGAAUUUACCUAGAAAAAAAGAAAAAAAAGAAAAGAAAAGACAAUUAAAAGUCUAAACAGGGUAAAAACCACGUUACGUAUCUAGAGAAGCAACAAUCAUUCCAGCGAUCAAGCUGUGUAGUCGCGGUUAGGAAAGAAAAGGAGACGUCGUUCGCAAAGAUUUCAGUGCUAUGCAUCGCGUUGGCUACUGGAGCCUCGAUGACCUUGACUCAGCGAGCAUGAAGCACCCAUCGAGGUCACCGGGACUUGAGAUUGCUAUGGCACUGUUCGGCAUGGUCUGGCUGUUGCGUGUCCGCUCGGAGAUGCGUCGUUGCUCGAAAUGUCGGCACGAAGAGAUCCUGGCGGCCCAGCAACAGCAACAACAACAACAACAGCUGCAGCAGCAACAGCAACACCAUCAUCUCCAUCAUCAUUCCCAUCACCAGCAACGCACACUGUCGCAGACUACCAGUCUACUGCAGACCCCCGACGAUGCGGUCAGCUCGUCGGCAAAUACACUGUUCACUUUGGACACGCCUGGCGCCGUCGGUUCCGCCGGAAGUUACUGCGAGGUGCACGGAUUCGUGCAAGCGAAAGAAGAUAUCCAGGAGUUUUACGAGCUGACGCUGCUCGACGAGUCAAAAUCGGUGCAGCAGAAAACGGCGGAGACGAUCCGCAUCGCCGACAAAUGGGAAGCCAGUGAUGGGCCAAUUACGCCGACCUUCGCUCAAAACGACGGUGGUCCAGACUUCCCGGUGAACCAGACUCUGUCGAACAUUUAUGGCCGCACAUCGGCCAGUCCAGAGGCUCCAGUCUACGUAGACGAAACUCAGAAAACCCGUUACACUGGUGGAGGAGUGGACGAGCAGCUGCCACCGCCGCCUUCGCCACCCCAGCUGAAAGAGACAGGACAACUAGACGGAGUUCCUAGACCGAAUUCGGUCGAUCGUAUCCUACAUCCUGAUGGUAGCCAACACAUCCUAACUAGCCACGAGGCCCUGAACAAGAGUCACGACAGCUGGCAAGGACACGACGGGGACCAGGCACACACGCCCCUUCUUGCGGCUGACACGAGACAUGUCAACGGAGACGAUGACUGGGAGUACGAGGAGAUUGUACUCGAAAGGGGUGGUGCUGGGCUUGGCUUCAGCAUCGCCGGGGGCACAGACAAUCCACACUUCGGCAAUGACACUGCCAUUUACAUCACGAAACUUAUACCGGGCGGUGCCGCGUCCGGGGACGGUCGUCUACGCGUCAACGACACGAUACUCCAGGUGAACGACGUUUCCGUUGUCGACGUACAACACGCGGCAGCCGUCGAUGCGCUCAAACGAGCAGGGAAUACCGUUAAACUAUACGUACGUCGACGGAGGCACACGCAGCUGAUCGAAAUCGAGCUAAUUAAGGGUAGUAAGGGCCUCGGUUUCAGUAUCGCUGGAGGUAUUGGCAAUCAGCAUAUACCUGGUGACAAUGGAAUCUACGUAACGAAAAUUAUGGAGGGCGGCGCCGCGCAAGUAGAGGGCCGUCUUGUCGUUGGAGACAAAUUGGUAGCCGUCAGAAAUGCCCUGCAGGGCGACAAGAACCUCGAAAAUGUGACGCACGAGGAAGCGGUGGCGACACUGAAGGCAAUCCAGGAUCGCGUGGUUCUUCUGGUGGCGAAACCGGAAACCGGAAUCGUGCCCCCGCCACCACCCCCUAUGGCCUCGGACAAUUCGCUCUCACCGCAACCACGAAAACAAAAUGGUUCUGUGUCGGCGCUGGAGAACAACUCGACGCUGCCGUAUUCGCAAGAAUCACGUCACGCGUCUUCUCUCGCUCUUCACGGCGCGGCCACGCCACGAGCUGUUUCUCAGGAGGACGUAUCACGAGAGGUACGUACGGUCGUGCUCAACAAAGGUUCCUCCGGCCUGGGUUUCAAUAUUGUCGGUGGCGAAGAUGGCGAAGGAAUUUUUAUUUCCUUCAUCCUAGCCGGAGGUCCCGCCGACCUCAGCGGUGAACUACGUCGCGGCGAUCAGAUACUCAGUGUCAAUGGCAUUAAUCUUCGGACAGCCACCCAUGAAGAGGCCGCCGCGGCCCUUAAGGGUACCGGGCAGACAGUGACGAUCGUGGUGCAGUAUAAGCCCGAAGAUUACAACAGAUUCGAGGCUAAGAUCCAUGAUCUUAAACAACAGAUCUCUCAGCAGAAUUUGAUGACAGGCACCCUCAUGAGGACUUCGCAAAAGAAAUCGCUUUACGUUAGAGCGCUGUUCGACUACGAUCCUAACAAGGACGACGGUCUGCCGAGCCGUGGUUUGGCAUUCCGUUACGGUGAAAUCCUACACGUGACGAAUGCCAGCGACGAUGAAUGGUGGCAAGCCAGAAGAGUGACUCCUCAGGGCGAAGAGGAGGGUCUCGGCAUAAUACCGUCACGCAGACGAUGGGAACGGAAGCAACGCGCCAGGGAUCGUUCCGUCAAAUUUCAAGGCCACAUGCCGGUCAUCCUCGACAAGCAAUCAACACUGGAUAGAAAGAAGAAGAACUUCUCAUUCAGUAGGAAGUUCCCGUUCAUGAAGAGCAAGGACGACAAAUCUGAAGAUGGUUCAGAUCAGGAACGGUCGCCCACGACACCCGAGAACGAAAACGAUCCUACACCAUUCAUGCUGUGCUACACCCAGGACGACACUAACACCGAAGGGAGUAGAGAAAUUUUGUAUCGUGUCGAACUGCCUUAUAUGGAGGAACUGACGUUAGUUUAUCUGGAACAGGAGGACGAUAAGAAUAAUGACGAGUGUAGCAGCGAAGAAAACGUGCUGUCGUACGAGGCAGUGCAGCAACUCACCAUACAGUACACCCGACCUGUCAUUAUCCUCGGUCCUCUCAAGGACCGCAUCAAUGACGACCUCAUCUCGGAAUUCCCGGAUAAAUUCGGCAGCUGUGUGCCACAUACAACGAGGAGUAGAAGAGAGUACGAGGUGGACGGGCGUGAUUAUCAUUUCGUCGCAUCUAGGGAACAGAUGGAGAGGGAUAUUCAGAAUCACUUGUUCAUUGAGGCCGGACAGUAUAAUGAUAAUCUAUAUGGCACGUCCGUGGCGUCCGUGCGAGAAGUUGCUGAGAAGGGGAAACACUGUAUUCUUGACGUGAGCGGAAAUGCCAUCAAGAGGUUACAAGUGGCGCAGCUGUAUCCCAUCGCCAUUUUCAUUAAACCGAAGUCCGUGGAGUCAGUUAUGGAAAUGAACAAGAGGAUGACCGAAGAGCAAGCGAAAAAAACGUACGAACGAGCACUGAAGAUGGAGCAAGAGUUUGGAGAAUACUUUACUGCCGUGGUGCAAGGUGACACGCCCGAAGAGAUCUACGUGAAGGUAAAGGAGGUAAUCGCCGAGCAGUCAGGCCCGAAUAUUUGGGUACCGUGCAGAGAUCAGCAACUGUGACGUCCUGCCCCCCACGCUCAGCCCGGUCCGAACGCUUGGACUCUACCUCCGAGGCGUCAAGCUUAAUUACUCUUAAUAAAAUAAUCGAGUAACUCUCUAAUGCCUUCCCCGUCCCUGUCCCAAAACCCGUUCCACCUCACUUCAACCCACCUUCCACACACACACACCCGCCCAAUCGAGUAGCACAAUGUUCCAGUUAAGGCGUUAGCCGCGCACCAAGCUCGUCGAAAAAAGAAGACUUCGCAAAUAAAGCUGACAGUAUGUGAAGGUUUAGAGGAGUAGAACGUUCAUGGGAGGAGAUUAGGUUAAGAGAUUAGGCAGAGGUUAAUAGUAAUCGAGCAUGUUUCGAAACGUGUUCGAAGUCUCCAUCGCGAGAACUUGGAACUCGCGAUCACGCCGCGAGAAAGGUUUCAUUGUUGAUUAUAUAAGGAUAAAACAGUCAAUGGCGUGUUCCAGCUGUAAUUGUUAUCCGUUUCGACGAGAGAUCUGAUCGCAGAAUAUUUAAGGCGUUUUAAGGGUCCUUCCACCGAGAGAUUGUUAGGAGGAAGGAUACAUGUUAUAAUGUUAAUACCAGAAAUGUUUCGUUGUAUUACGAUGUUUUCUCAUGAUUUCCACUUGACGAGUGGGUUUGUUGAGCAAGAUUACGAGCAUCGUCGCGUACUUGUCAUCACGUUAAAUUUUUAUCACUGUGUUAAGACGUCAAACACGAAUACACAGCAGUUCGAUCGUUAACAGGAAUCAACCUCCUUGUCGCAACAAAGAAUGUAAAGUUGCUUCGUAAUUUGCAACGUAAGAGAAAAGCACGGAGGACUGCAUCGUGUAUUCAUCUCGGUAUUGAUUUUAACGCGUGUGCAUGACGACUCGACCGGCACAACGGAGCCGAUUCGUCGAGAAGACGUGUGUUUUACCGAAAGACUAGCGUCGCGAUUCUUCGAUUGAUUGAAUCGCGACGUGUUCUGUGUGUGUUAUGUUGUAUGUAUACAGUUCACGCAAUUGCUUGAAAAUACGACGAGAAUAGCGAGUAAUAAACGAAUGAUCGGUAUUUGGCCGAGGUCGAACGAGAAAGAGGUGAACCGAGAGGGUAUGAGCGAGAAAACAAAAAAAUAAUAAAAGAUAAUAGAUGUUUAAGAUAGAUUUUCGUCGCGAUUAUUUGUAUGACGCGCACAGCACGUUAGACGCUUAAACAAAGAAUUUUUCACGCGCAAAUCGCGACGAUUACGGCGAUGAAAGCGUAACAAUGAAGAAAGAAAACGAGGCAAGGUACGAGAAUAUACUGAAAAAAUAAAGUAAAUGAAAAAAAAAAAAUGAAAAAAAGAAUCAAUAAAACAUAAUACUUGGCUUCACCGAACAUACUAUAUAUGUAUAGCUUGGUCCGGUUAAUUCUGAGCGAAGUAGCGCGGUAUUUUUUAAUGUACUUAAUCACAAUAAAAAGCGAACAAGAGACAGAGGGGAAUCGAAAACAUUCAUUGUCUGACGAGAUGAAAUUUGAACGUAUUAGAAUGUACUGGCAGGACAAACGGAAUAGAUAUAAAGGGAACUAGAAAAGCAGGAUAAUGGGACAUUCUCAUUGAGAGUCUGUUCCACGAUAUGUUCUUUUUUUUUCUUUUUUUUUCUUGCUAUGUUGAGAAAGAAAAAAGGAAGAGAAAGAAGCAAAUAAAAUAGAGAAAAUGAACAAGAAGCGAUAAGAUCCAGGCGCAUGUUACGAACCUCACGAUUCAUCAAACCUCACAGGACAAAUCUCUAGAUGCUAGAAUAGCGGUAUAUAAUGUUUUGUACAGCUAGAUUACUAAGCCAGUACUGGGUUAUGUGCAACAUUAUAUAUACAUAUAAAUAAAAAUAUAUAUAAAUAGAAUGCGCGCGAGAGAGGGAGAAACGGGCAGCAAGGAGAGGAAGAAUGAACGCUAUUGUAAUUUAAAUACCACUACUAAAUUAUUAUUACGAUAGUAGGUAUAUAUAUACAUACAUACAUAUAUAUAUAUAUAUUAUUGUAAAUAUCUAUAUCCGGGUAAUCGAGAUGGUUAUGGUGGUAGCGUGUAACCGAUUAGGAAGCAGGUGGUAGCGAAUAUUUCUCGAGCGUAUCGAAACAAGGAUAUGACGCGACGAGUUGUACACAUCCGAUGCAAAGAGGAACCGUUACUUCCGAGUUUCGUUUUCUACGAUUGGCCCGUGCCAAUCUAUAGAAAGCUAGAUACGUAUGCGUAAAGAUAGAAGGAAAACGGAGCAGUUAUUAACAAGAACAGGUCUCGCAAACAGUCCGCGUUCUAUAACAUUCUGAAAGAAAAAUUUUGCGAAUAACUUUCAGCACUAUCUAGAUUAACGAAACGCCUCCGUUAUUCAGCCAUUUUCACACAGGCGAUUAAAAAAAUGAAAAAAUUUACGAGAAGAAUCAUCGAAUGGCAUCUUUUCGAUCACGUUACGUGUCCUGUGUUGAAGACAGAUCUGCAUAUGUGAGCAUUAAAUCUGGACGAGUGGAUACGAAAUGACUAAGGAAGUCGCUCAUCUAAAUACACAGUACUUACGAGUGAAUAGAAAAAUGCGAGAGCAUUUGACGUACUGAGGAAAUGGUGUAGGAAGGGUGAUGUAAUGAAACUGUAGCAAGGGUUAUGAAAUAAAGAGAGAGUUUAUACAGAACGCGAGAUGCAUCGUUUGGGACAGAAUGCUCGUUUAGUCAAAGCUUGUACGUAGCUAAAACUGUAUAUCGUCGCAAUGACCACACACCUACAUCUCUUAUUUCACAAUCGCCGAUCGUGCAAGCGAUUUCGCUGAUCGUUUCGCCAUCGUUAAUUGCCUUUCCUUCGGUUGGACGAGCGAAAAGGGCCGAUUUUGCGUCCUUUUUUCCUUCCGUUUUUAGUUUAUUCGUAGGAUGUGAUUCGCGCGAUCGAACAACAUCGAUUGACUGUCGGGUAUAAUAAUAAUUAGCAAGGGUACGCUUUCUACGAGCUAUUUUUCCUACGACAGAAUCCUGUGUUUAGAAUCGUUAACGCAACAGCCGUCACACGCAUUUACAAGAAAAAGAAAUAAAAAAAGAGAGAGGGAUAAUAAGUAAAAAGGGAGUCGUAUUAUCGAUAAUUGAAGGAUGAAUCGAAUGGCAAGAAACGUUGACGUAUUAAUAUUAUCGCACAGGACGUGCCUGAAAACAGAGAAAUUAAAGGAAAAGUGAGAAGAUUUGGCUUCGCCGAAAAAUAAUGAGACAACCUUUAGAAAAAAAUAAUAGAGGAAGAAGUUGAGGAAGUAAGAUGAUGAAAAAGACGUUUGUCUCGAUGUAAAGGAACGUAUAAAAAGAAUAAUUACUACAGACACUUAUUAUACAUCUCUAUAGUCUAUUUAAUAAUAUUACUUAUUGAAUUGUCAAUCUCAUGUUCACCUUGUUUCAUCGUUUUUAAAUAGUUAAUAAACGUUUUACCAAUUUUAAA
Bombus terrestris (buff-tailed bumblebee) is the source of this 9723-nucleotide messenger RNA. It is a transcript of the gene dlg1, whose product is annotated as disks large 1 tumor suppressor protein. The coding region runs from base 3095 to 6310 and encodes 1071 amino acids. The transcript has 24 exons. Gene Ontology annotation, biological process: chemical synaptic transmission. Lineage: Eukaryota; Metazoa; Arthropoda; Insecta; Hymenoptera; Apidae. Gene Ontology annotation, cellular component: neuromuscular junction; postsynaptic density membrane; neuron projection. The record is from RefSeq and is a predicted model, not a curated record. Gene Ontology annotation, molecular function: kinase binding.